AUGGACAUCAAGAACGAGGCGGCCUGGCUCGUGGCCGAGAAGGCUCGGCCCUUGCAGGUCAGACCGGCGCCGCCGCCGCCGCCGAACCUGGCAGCGAACGAGGUGGUGAUCAAGGUCGCGUUCGCGGCGGUGAACCCGACGGACUACAAGAUGCAAGACGCGCCGUACUUCAGGGUCGAGUACCCCUUCAUCCUGGGCACCGACGUCGCCGGCACCGUCGUUCGGCUUGGCUCCGACGUGACCAGGUUCAGGAUCGGCCAGCGCGUGAUCGGCCACUGCGACAGCCUGCUGACGCACAAGCCCGCCCGCGCCGGCUACCAGCUGUACACGGUGUGCCGCGAGCGGCUCGUGUGCGCCGUCCCGGACGACCUCCCGCUGGCCAACGCUGCGGUCCUGCCGCUCGGCGUCGACACGGCCGCCGCGGCGCUGUUCCAGAACCUGGCGCUGCCGCUGCCGCUACCGCUGACGCCCGGCCCGCAGCCCACGGGCCGGACGGUCCUGGUGUGGGGAGGAAGCUCGUCCGUGGGCGGCUGCGCCGUGCAGCUGGCCGUCGCCGCGGGCAUGCGCGUCGUCACCGCGUGCGGCGCGUCCAACUUCGAGUACGUCAGGAGCCUGGGCGCCUCCGAAGCCUUCGACCACCGAAGUCCGGACGUCGUCGAGCAGAUCGCAAAGGUGCUCAAGCACGGCGACUGCGUCGUGGACUGCAUCGGCAGCGCGGAAACCCAGCGCGCGUGUGGCAAGCUUCUUGGAGACAUCGGAGGUGGCACGCUACCGAUUGUGCUGUGGCCGCAGGCUACGUUCCCCUCCAACGUUCAGCCUGUUCUAGUCAACGGACUUGCCCCGGGUUUCACAGAGGACGAGUUGAAAGGGGCUUGGGGCACGGGUGCUCCGGAGAUUGGGCAGGCUGUGUGGCACGACUUCAUGCCCACUGCCUUGGAGACCGGGAAGUUCCUUGCUAAACCAGACCCGGUCAUUCUCCGGGGCGGUCUAUCGAAGGUUCAGGACGGCAUUGACAUGCUGAGGAAGGGUGUGUCGGCGCAGAAAGUCGUGAUCGAAAUCGCGGGCGAGCCGUGAGAUUGCUAACAAGGUACACGCGACAAGACCGCUGUGUGCUGGUCCUAGUGGUAAAAGCUGGUCUA
Molecule: messenger RNA, 1139 nt
Organism: Verruconis gallopava
Lineage: Eukaryota; Fungi; Ascomycota; Dothideomycetes; Venturiales; Sympoventuriaceae
Exons: 3
Coding region: 1-1074 (357 amino acids)
Molecular function (GO): oxidoreductase activity, acting on NAD(P)H
Source: RefSeq, a predicted model, not a curated record